UCCUUUAAGAGCAUUGGGGCUGCCGUUCUGUUGGCGGAACAGCCGUUGCCGCGGUGAUGAUUGUGACCCAACACUUGAGUCGCGGAAGCCGUCCAGUCAAUGGCUUAAUGUGGGAACCAGCGGAUAUCGGAAAGGAGUCGGCGGAGAGAGCUUUGCACAGAGCGUGAACAAUGGACUUGGACAAUGAAGACCAAGAUGUGGAGGACACGAACGAAGAGCUGGAGGCCCUCAAGGAGGAAGCUCUCCUCCUCGUUGACAAAGUGAUUAAAGGGGCAACGGACACCGUUAGAGACCUGAAGAAGAAAGAAGAAGCUGCAGCUGCCAAAUACAAAAUACCCAACAUCCAGUGGAUGGAGUGCAGAGACUUCACUGUAGGAAAAGGGCUGCUGCAGAUCGAGGAAUAUAUGAGAGUAAGACGUGGGAGCUCCACGAAAGCUGGCUGCACUGGAUCAACUACCUCAGCGAGGAAGAGCUCGAGUACAGCACGCGGUACCACUACCGGGUGCGGUGGAGCAUCCCCACGUGCCGCAAGCCCAUCCCGCGAGCCACGGCCUGCGUCUUCUUCAUCCUCGAGAUUUCCAAAGUCAGGCCUGAUACUUUGCCCAUCGAAGUAUACUUUGUGGUGGAGACAAACAAGCUCAUUCACAGGCCGGUAGAAUCUCGAUUUAAAGAAAAAUGGCUCAAAGACGUCAUUGAGAGCAAAACUUGCCUGAUGGAGAUGAUCAACUUUUAGUACCGUUGGAACUGCAGUUAGUUAAAAGCUCGUAUGCAUAUUUUCCUGCUUUUCCUAUUUGGAAAUAAACAUUUCAUUCCUCUGUAA
Molecule: messenger RNA, 820 nt
Organism: Anolis carolinensis (green anole)
Lineage: Eukaryota; Metazoa; Chordata; Lepidosauria; Squamata; Anolidae
Gene: akap14
Product: A-kinase anchoring protein 14
Exons: 6
Coding region: 171-656 (161 amino acids)
Cellular component (GO): cAMP-dependent protein kinase complex
Molecular function (GO): protein kinase A regulatory subunit binding
Source: RefSeq, a predicted model, not a curated record